Myotis daubentonii (Daubenton's bat) is the source of this 722-nucleotide messenger RNA. RefSeq names its product vesicle associated membrane protein 8 (gene VAMP8). Gene Ontology annotation, biological process: vesicle-mediated transport. Gene Ontology annotation, cellular component: membrane. Lineage: Eukaryota; Metazoa; Chordata; Mammalia; Chiroptera; Vespertilionidae. The record is from RefSeq and is a predicted model, not a curated record.
GGCUGGAGCUGCUCCGGCUGUCAGGUGGGGAGGGGGGGAGGCGGGCUGAAACUUGGAGCAGGAAGUGAACUCAGGGCCGCCCUCGGAGGAGACAGACUAGGCGAGUUCUGCUGCUGACUGGCCUGAGCUGCUGAGACAUGGAGGAGGCCAGUGGAGGUGAAGGAAAUGACCGAGUGCGGAACCUGCAAAGUGAGGUGGAGGGAGUCAAGAAUAUUAUGACCCAGAAUGUGGAGCGGAUCCUGGCCCGAGGAGAAAACCUGGACCAUCUUCGCAACAAGACAGAGGAUCUGGAAGCCACAUCGGAGCACUUCAAGACAACAUCGCAGAAAGUGGCUCGGAAGUUCUGGUGGAAGAACGUGAAGAUGAUUGUCCUCAUCUGUGUGAUCGUUUUUAUCAUCAUCCUCUUCAUUGUGCUCUUUGCCUCUGGUGUCAUUCCCUCUUAGGAUGACACCGCCCCGCCCUCCUCUUCCAGACAUCCCUCCAUGGUGGGCGUCAAGAAGGGCCCCCUCUCCCGUCCUUCUCCACAGGGAAUGCUGCUCAGCCCUCUGCCCCUCACUCUGAGGCCCUCUGCUACGUUGUCUGCCCCAGGAAGUAUACCUUGAUCCCCUGGAAGGAGAGAGCUGGACUGUGGCCACAUUCCCCAGGUCCUCAGGGGAGAGCCCAGCAUGAGGCUGGGACACUGAUGGUGGCUGGUAGGCAAUAAAGACCCUUCAGGAUCCCUA